This is a messenger RNA of Halteromyces radiatus, 936 nucleotides long. RefSeq lists its product as uncharacterized. Gene Ontology annotation, molecular function: DNA-binding transcription activator activity, RNA polymerase II-specific; RNA polymerase II transcription regulatory region sequence-specific DNA binding. The transcript has 3 exons. Gene Ontology annotation, cellular component: nucleus. NCBI's taxonomy places the organism in Eukaryota, Fungi, Mucoromycota, Mucoromycetes, Mucorales, Cunninghamellaceae. Gene Ontology annotation, biological process: regulation of transcription by RNA polymerase II. The record is from RefSeq and is a predicted model, not a curated record. Bases 80 to 913 code for a protein of 277 amino acids.
UCUUACCAUUAUUAGUUCUUGUUGAAAUCUAAUCUGUAUAAAAACGCCCUGCAGCUAUUCUUCAAAAAUAUCACGUCAUAUGAUGAAUCCAUCUCUUGUAUCUACUACUGGCACCACUUGGUCUUCUCAUGUAGAUGUAUUGAAUAAAGUCAUGGAUCCUAUUGAUAUCCUAACAGAUGCAGAACUUCAAAACGAGUUAGCACUCUAUGCCAAUGCUCAAUUCACUUUUGAUACUUUGCCUGGUGCUGCCAUUGAAGACAAACAAAUGAAAUCAUUGUCUGGUUUCCCUAUGGAUCAACAACGACAACAUCGUCAAAGACCUCCUGUGCUUGAUAUUUCUCUCGCCAAUCAAAUCCAUAGUGCCAAUUCUACGCAAAAAGAUCCUUAUUCUUCUGUUACCUCUUCACCUUAUGAUCAAACUCAACAACAUUACUUUACGCCAGUAUCAUCAUUACCUGGAUCACCCACCCACAAGAAUCAUGGUGGACGCCAUAUGGAUCCAUUAUUAUCAUUCAUGAUGUCGCCUACAAAUAGCACUCCUGAAGAACCAGUGACUCCAAUGGAAACAUUAUCUGAUCAACUUGAUGGUCACAAAACAAAGAAAAAGUCAAUAACAAGACGUACAUCUGCAAAAUCUAAAGAAACCAAUGAUAAACCCCAAGAUGUAUCGUUGGAAAAGGUUAGUCAAGCUAAUGAACAGCAGGACGAAGAUUUAAUCAAGUUGGAUAAACGACGCCGCAAUACCGCUGCUAGUGCUCGAUUCCGAAUCAAGAAGAAAUUGCGUGAACAAACCUUACAACGUACGGCAUGUGAAAUGACGGAAAAGGCCAAACGUUUGGAAGCCCGUGUGCAAGAAUUGGAACGUGAAAUCAAAUGGCUCAAGGAACUGGUAGUAGCAAAACAUGAUGCUUGAAAUAUUUCUAUCCAUACAUGUCC